AAAGAAAUAGCUACAGACUUCAUCAUAAAAAGAGUCUCUUAAGUCCGGGAAGGUUUAUCGAGCUUUGAGGGAGAGUCACAGAUGAAAGACCCGCUUGCGUACUCGCCUUAAAAAUAGAAUGAAAUGGCUUUUCCCCGGGAACUUUCCAAUCCGACUCGGCCUCCGCUUGGUUGACACGGACCGCAAGAGCAGCAGCUUGAAAGAGUUUCCUCACUCUCUUAAUCCUCUUCAUCAUAAAUCAUAUAUCUGCGGUAAAUAUAUUCAUAUUCUUGUCUCGUUGGCUUUGAAGCGUUAUCGUCCGUUGGCAUUUUCCCUCUCGGGGGAGCCUCAAUGUCCCUCUCGGUCCGAUGAGUCGCCGCUAACUGCGCAGCGGCGGUUAGCAUGCUAAGAAGCUACCGCGCCGAAAGCUACGAGGCCCAUGUUGCCAUUUCAGGAUAAAAUUGACGGAAGAUGGCUAAUGUGCUAACCGCGAGCGAGCUAACCGGCUCCAGACCGACAACCCGGAUUCCUCAUCGGACGACCGCUGGCAUGUUAAGUCGCCGGAGGUUCAAACGCGGCGUCCCAUCGGCGGUUUGGUUCCCGUCGACGAGCAUGUCGAUGAGUCGCGUGACCCUCGUCAAAGCGCCGGCCGGCGUUGUCGCGUCAAACGCGUCGCAAUGACAUCAUUGCGAGGCGGCGUCCGAUUAGCUCAUGAAUUCUUUGAUGUCGGACGCUGCCGCUUUGGAAGGCGAUGUCACAGAGAAAGGACGGCGCUCGUUGACUUGCCGCCGUCUUUGAGGCGCAAACGGGCUUGAGCGGGUGCAUGAUGACGACGACGGACACAACGACGACAACAAUGCGCAUGACGUCGGACCUCCGGCCCGACCUCGUCGCCUCACGUUCGGCUCGGGCGUCAGCCAAAAGCCCAAAAUGAAUCAGACCGACGACUUAAAGAUGUUCAAAGGGGUGACCCUGGGCGGGGUCCACACGGUGGAGGACGUCCUGGGCGAGGGCACCUUCGGCGUGGUGGUCAAGUGCCGCAACACCGAGACCAACGCCAUGGUGGCCAUCAAGGUUUUCAAGAACCAGCAGAACUCGGUGAACAACGCCAAGGAGGAGAUCUGCGUUCUGAAGCAGCUGUGGGGCCUGGACCCGGACGAGUGCAACAUCGUGCGCUGGGAGGGCUUCUUCUUCCACAAAGAGAACAUCUGCCUCAAUUUUGAGCUGCUGGACCAGAACCUGCGCGAGUUCAUGCAGCAUCACUGCGCGCUUUCCAUCCAGCAAGUCCGGCCCGUGGUGCACCAGUUGGCCACCGCGCUGUCCCACAUGAGCGGCAUGGGCCUGGUCCACGCCGACGUCAAACCCGAGAACAUCAUGGUGGUGGACCGGCGCCGGCGCCCGCUGCGAGUCAAACUGGCCGACUUCGGUCUGGCCAAAAACGUCUCGGACAUCGCGCCGGGAGAUUGCGUGCAGACCUUGUGGUACCGGGCGCCCGAAGUCAUCCUGGGGAUUCCCUUCAACGAGACGGUGGACGUGUGGUCCCUGGGACUGGUGGCCGUGGAGCUCGCCGCCGGCCAGCCGCUGUAUCCCGGGAGGACCGAGUACGACGUUCUCAACCUGGUCGCCAACACUCAGGGCCAGCCGGCGGAUUACGUGCUGGACCGCGGGAAGGAAGUGGCUCAGUACUUUGACGAGGAGUGCGACGGCGUCCGCAGGUGGAAGCUCAAGUCGCCCGAGCAGUUCGCCAAGGAGACGGGAUGCCAGCCCAAAGGCGGGAGAUCCCUGCCGCUCAACUCCCUGGACGACUUGAAGCUGGACGCGGCGGGACAGCGACGCGGCGAGCGGCUCUUUGUCCGGCUGGUGAAGAAGAUGCUGGACCUGGACCCCAACCUGAGGCUCGACUCCCAAAAGGUUCUGCUGCAUCCUUUUUUCCAUUGCUGCCUUUCUUGCAGCCGCCAGUCCGAGAGCUCCGUGGACAAACAGUCCGACGAGGAGACUCGGAGCCAAGAACCCUCGUCGUCAUCGUCGUCGUCGUUGCCGUCAUCCCAGACCGACUCCCUCUCUGCCGACGCUCGGCCGACCCCGCACCAUCGCGUCCCCUCGGAGGACCCCAAGAUGCAUCCCAGCAACGGUACCUGCCUGGGAAGACUGUCCAAAAGGGCCGUUUCCGCCUUGCGGAAAAUCACCAUCGUUUUUGCCAAGAUCAAACUCUGACUCUCCAAGAGAAAUCGCGUCCUAAUUUAAUCCGACUCGGACAUUCAAGCAAACGCAAUCUCGCGCUCGUUCCGGGAUCCAUCCUUCCCGAAGAGUUUUGGCCGUCUCCUUGUAUACGUCUGUGUUACGCCGCCCCCUGCUGGCCAAGGCGCAACGGGCCAGAAGGAGCA
Hippocampus zosterae (dwarf seahorse) is the source of this 2363-nucleotide messenger RNA. RefSeq names its product homeodomain-interacting protein kinase 3-like. Gene Ontology annotation, molecular function: protein serine/threonine kinase activity; protein tyrosine kinase activity; ATP binding. Gene Ontology annotation, biological process: peptidyl-serine phosphorylation; peptidyl-threonine phosphorylation. The transcript has 2 exons. The coding region runs from base 910 to 2193 and encodes 427 amino acids. Gene Ontology annotation, cellular component: cytoplasm; nucleus. NCBI's taxonomy places the organism in Eukaryota, Metazoa, Chordata, Actinopteri, Syngnathiformes, Syngnathidae. The record is from RefSeq and is a predicted model, not a curated record.